Triticum aestivum (bread wheat) is the source of this 1243-nucleotide messenger RNA. RefSeq names its product homeobox-leucine zipper protein HOX2. Bases 97 to 990 code for a protein of 297 amino acids. Gene Ontology annotation, molecular function: sequence-specific DNA binding; DNA-binding transcription factor activity, RNA polymerase II-specific. Gene Ontology annotation, biological process: regulation of DNA-templated transcription. Lineage: Eukaryota; Viridiplantae; Streptophyta; Magnoliopsida; Poales; Poaceae. The transcript is spliced from 2 exons. The record is from RefSeq and is a predicted model, not a curated record.
CAUCACAUCACCACCACAGAGCACUGCCACCGUGCCAUCAUCCAUCCUCUACCCCGGAGAGUUCUCAGAUCGGAUCGGGCUCGCCGGAGAUCGACGAUGCAUCGCGCCGCCGGCCUCGACCUGGACCUCGGGCUGGGGCUGGGGCUCGCCUCGCAGGGCAGCCUCACGUCCUCCACCACCAACGCCUCCUCUUCCCCGGCCUCGGGGUCGCACCCGCACGCGCACGCGCACUGGACCGGCACGCUCAGCUCCGUCGUCGGCGUGGCGGGCGCCGACCAGGAGUCGUACGGGCUGCACCAUUAUGCCAACCAGCAGCGGAAGGAGGAGCCGGGGAUGAGGACGUCCACGUCGCCCGAGAGCGGCGUGAGCGGAGGCAUCAAGAGGGGCCUGGAGCGCACCGGCUCCGGCGUCUUCCCCGCCGCGGGCAGCGACGAGGACGAGGACGGCGGCGACCGCAAGAAGCUCAGGCUGUCCAAGGACCAGGCCGCCGUCCUCGAGGAGUGCUUCAAGAUGCACAGCACGCUCAACCCCAAGCAGAAGACGGCACUGGCGAACCGGCUGGGGCUCCGGCCGCGCCAGGUGGAGGUGUGGUUCCAGAACCGCCGCGCCCGCACCAAGCUCAAGCAGACGGAGGUGGACUGCGAGCACAUGAAGCGCUGGUGCGAGCACCUCGCCGAGCAGAACUGCCGCCUCGAGAAGGAGGUGGCCGAGCUCAGGGCGCUCAACGCCGCACCACCAGCGCACAGCGGCGCUGCGACGGGGCCCCUCACCACCCUCACCAUGUGCCUCUCCUGCAAGCGCGUCGCGUCGUCGUCCUCUGCCUCGGCCUGCAACGUGCCCAGCUUCUCCGCCAACUCCGGCAUCGGCAUGCCAAUGCCAACCCCAGUGGCACUGCCCGAACAUCGGCAGUUCUUCUGCAGGUUCAGGGACACCGAAGUGACGUACGGCGGCUCUUCGGGGCUCGUCAAGGUGGUCAAGCCGGCCAGAUAGAACGGGUUAUCUAUGUGACGACGCCAUGAUCAGCAUGCCAAGCAAGCUAACAAAAAUGGCGGCAUUGGCACAACUCACAAACUUAAGCAAGUUUAGCAGAAAGUUUAAUCCUUGGUUUUCUCCGUCUCUGGGGGAAAUGUAAGUUCAUUAAUUCUAACAAUUUCGGGCCGAAUCGAUGGAUGAGUUCCCGCAGGGAUGAAUGUAUUCAUGUGAAAAGUUGAUAAUAACAAGAGAAACUAAUUCAUACGAGGAA